AUGCACGAGGAAUCCAAAAAACAUAGCAAGGGUGCCAAUAAUCCGAAAGAGCAGCGAAAACGGCGUAGUAGACAAGAAAACAAACCGGAGAAAAACCUGAAACAUGACAAAGAUACUAAAGCUGAUAUUAAAGCUGAGAAACCUGAAAGAGUGCCAUAUGAACCACCACCAGAAUUUUACAAAAAUCUCAAAAAGGAAACUGAUGAAAUUCUCAAGAUAACAGAGGAGGCCAAUGCGAAGUAUAAAAAGAAAGAAAUACUCAGUAACUGGGCUAAGUAUGAGAUGCCUAUUGAAACUUAUGAGGACAUAGAUGACCAAGAAAAUUUGGGAGCUGAUUAUGAGACGUUAGCUAAUAUACCACUCUCAAUAGGGGGGCAUUUUCAAUUUAAACAUGAAAAAUCUUGGGAUACAAGUUCUGGCCCAAACCCAUAUGACAAAUAUUUUGAAAUAAAUAUGGAAAUGCUUAACAUAGCUAUCUCUACUAUUCCAUUUAAUGAACGAAAUGGUAUAGAUUUAGAAAUAUUUAUUGAAGCAGACAUCAAAAAUAUGAAUCAUCGUGCAACAAAAUUCAAGCAAAAGUUCUUUAAUGACAAAAAGUUUAUGACCCCAGAAAUGGAGGCUCAAGAAAAAAUAUUAAGAAAUUUAGCUCAACCAAAUCAAAGUAAAGAGGAGGAUAACUUAACUAAGGAUGUUAAAGACAUUGAUUUGAGUAAUGUAUCUAAUGUAGAAGAAAAAACAGAAGAUCUUAGUAAUAAGAGCAGUAAUGAAAAUAUAGAUAUACUAUGUAAUAAAAGGCAUACAGAAAAACCUAUGGAGGACAAAAAUAAAAAAAUAAAUGUUCACGAGGUUUUAUAUGAAAUAAAAAAAGACACAUUGCCAAGCAAGAGCAAUAAAGAAAUUUGUUUAGAAAGAAUUGAAGCCCCUAGUCCUAAAGAUAACAGCAAAAUUAGAGAGGUACCCAGUACAGAACCAGUUAAAAAUCCAGUAAUUGAAUCUCCUGAAGACCUAGAGAAAUGGCUGGAUGAUUUUUUGGAUGAGUAA
Leptosia nina is the source of this 1041-nucleotide messenger RNA. The record is from the annotation of a GenBank genome assembly. NCBI's taxonomy places the organism in Eukaryota, Metazoa, Arthropoda, Insecta, Lepidoptera, Pieridae.